AUGGAUCAUUUAAAAUUAACUGUAGAUAAACUAUCGGUAGAGGAAAUUAGUGACUUGGUUGUGAAUGAUAGUUGUGGUGCAGUGUCUUUAUUUGUUGGAACUACAAGAGAUAAUUUUGAAGGAAAAAAGGUGCUAAGAUUGGAAUAUGAAGCAUAUGAGGCCAUGGCAUUGAAAGCCAUGAAGUGUAUAUGUGAUGAUGUCAGAAACCGGUGGCCAGCUGUUCACGGCAUAGCUAUGUACCACAGAUUGGGCAGCGUGCCCUGCCGGGAGGCGUCGGUGGUGAUCGCGGUCAGCAGUCCCCACAGACGGGACUCCCUCGACGCAGUCUCCUUCGCCAUAGACCAGCUUAAAGCCAACGUGCCAAUAUGGAAAAAGGAGGUCUACGAGGGUUCCGAGCCUGUAUGGAAGGAGAACGUUGAAUGCAAAAUAACUCCAGAAAUAUCACAAUCUAGCUUAGAAAAGCCAAUAGAUAGAAAUCUUAUACAAAUAAAUGUUUCAAAUGAAGAAUUAGACAAGCGAAUACAGAAUUUUAUUGAAAGAAAACGUGAGCAAGUAAAUAUAAGCAACAUAAGGGACUUUAUACCUUCGAAGAGUGAGAGCGAGACGGAAGAUGCAGAGUCAUGUGCUAGAGUGAGAACGCAGUUCGUUAAGAGAACCGAUUCUAAGGGACAUUUAAAAAUCCGCAAAGUCCAUAAUGAAUGGGGACCCCAAACAGUGUCCAUGGAGCAUCAGAUAAGGACUGAGAAGGCUGAGCUGCCCGGCGCCAUUGCUGAGAGGGUGCACGCGAUAGAGUCCUACCUCAGCACCGGUCCCGUCGCGCCGGACAUAUACAGACGGUUGAAGGACAUGGAGGAUAAAAUUGCAUAUUUGCAGUCUAUUUCUCCAGAAUAUUCGUUGUUUUGGAAAACUAAGAAAGAAGAUACAAAUAUAAAAGAGGAACAGAUGGACUACACGUUCUCAGCUGACGAUAUCGCGAAGAGAAUUGAAAUGUUUGAAAAACAGAAUAAUGAUACU
Brenthis ino (lesser marbled fritillary) is the source of this 1014-nucleotide messenger RNA. Lineage: Eukaryota; Metazoa; Arthropoda; Insecta; Lepidoptera; Nymphalidae. The record is from the annotation of a GenBank genome assembly.